This is a messenger RNA of Rasamsonia emersonii CBS 393.64, 6195 nucleotides long. Its product is annotated as Serine threonine protein kinase. Gene Ontology annotation, cellular component: nucleus; cytoplasm. Gene Ontology annotation, biological process: phosphorelay signal transduction system; peptidyl-serine phosphorylation. Gene Ontology annotation, molecular function: ATP binding; protein serine/threonine kinase activity. The record is from RefSeq and is a predicted model, not a curated record. Bases 1 to 6195 code for a protein of 2064 amino acids. The transcript is spliced from 2 exons. Lineage: Eukaryota; Fungi; Ascomycota; Eurotiomycetes; Eurotiales; Trichocomaceae.
AUGGCGGCCAAUGACGGUGAACCGCCCCGAUUCCUCGCCCCUCCGGCUGUCACGGCCUUGAGGCAGGAGGCCCGUGGUUCAGAAUCCCGGAGGGUGUCGAUGGAACGCUCCUUCAGCGAUGACAUGCGGGCAGAACGUGACGACCUUCGGGAGGCUGCGGAGCAGACGUUGAAUGUCAUCCUUGACCUGGGUCUCGACGGCCGCAUCAAGUGGGUGAGCCCAUCCUGGAAGCAGGUCGUGGGCUCUACCCCAGAGUCCGUCGAAGGAAAGGCCAUCUCCGACGUCCUGCUCACCAACAAGACCGCCUUCCACGAUGCCGUUGAGUCGAUGAAAGAGGACGGCUCGCACAGCCGCUUUAUCCGCUUUGCAGUCCGCAUGGGCCCCGACUCGGUGCUGAAAUAUCCUCCAGAGCAACAUCCGCGCGACAGUGAUCACCCAAUCGGCGAGAAUGAAAAUGAGAAACAGGCACCGCCAGAGGAGGAUAGCCAAGACAGACAGGCCGAUAUCCUCAACAUGGAAGCCCAAGGGAUCAUGGUGUAUGAUCGUUCAGCCGAUGGAGAAGGUCAUACAAUGUGGAUGCUGCGGCCGUCAACACCGCCAAAGGAAGUGACUAUUGAUCUUCCUCCUUUACUUGUGGAAUCCUUGGGAGUCGGAGCAGAGGUCCUGGCGAAUCACUUGACCAAACUGGCGGAGAUGGGGGCCAGCGAUCCUAUCGCGGCGAAGCAGCAGAUGCCUGCUCCAGUCCUCUGUCGCAUCUGCGAGCGCCAGAUCACUCCCUGGUGGUUCGAGAAGCAUUCGGAGCUUUGUUUGCAGGAACAUCGGGCGGAAAUGGACGUCCAGAUCGCACAGGAGAACCUCGAGGAGCAUCGGCAUGCGAUCGUCAAGGUCCUGGACGCUCUUGAAGCCCGUCAGGGGCGACCCCAAUCUGACCCUUCAUUGCCCCAGCCGGAAUACAAAGGCCUGCCCAUCGGACCGUCUCCUGCAUCAUCGGGACCGACUUCUACCGCCAGUUCGUCUCCGGCUACGCCGCCUCGAUCCAGGGAGCCGUCGACCUCCGGCUUUGGACACGGACGAGGUCGCUCCUUCGCCGUGCGCCGACCCCUCGCCCGUAUCGUCGAGUUGAUUCUGGAUCUCUGCGACACGGCGUUGGAGAUCAGCACCCCGGCGCUAAAGGAGACUCGUGCGGACAACGGCGAGGAUCUUCGAACCUUGUCGCCGCAGUCGGAGUCCCGCAUCUCUCAGGUUCUGCAGUGGCAGUCACCCAGCAGCAAUACUCUCGACCAAGAGCAGGGCCUGGCCGCCUUAUCUGCAGAUACGGAGCAGCUCGCAAAAGCCAAAGUCGACGCGGUCAUUCGACAUCGCAGAAUUGUCGAAUAUGCGGAACGGCUCCGCGUUGAGUACACAGUUAUGGUAGAGGAAUGCAUCGAUGCUGCUUUGAGCAAGGCUGAACGCAUUGCCGCUGGCGAGCUCAGCGAUUCGUCCUCGUCCUAUGGGGAUGAAGAUUUGCUGGAGGAGGAUGUCGAGGGGGAACAGCAGGACUCCUCUCAGAUUACGGCGGCUCCUGCAUCUCAAGAUACGUCGAUUGAAGGGGUGGCACGAACUUCAUCAGAUCCCUCGUCAAUGUCUCAAUCACCGCGAGGGGGUUCGUCCGUCGCCGUGUCGACUCGAUCGGCCAGCCCAAUGGAGUGUCCCACGCCACGGUCCCAUAAAAGCGUCACUGGUCUUCUGGGCACGUCUCAGCCAUCAAAACGGGGUUCCCUGCUUGCUGAGAGCGAUGCGGGUGAGAACAGUGAUAGCAGCAGCGUGCCCUCGUCGGUCUUCACGGGGGGGAUGCGGACAGAUUCUCCCUCCUCCGAUAAGGGUCUCUCGCGCAAAGCCAGUUCCAGAGGAAAGAAGCGAAAGAGUCUCAUCCUACCGGGCUUGUCGAGCUCUCCGCGACGCCAACCGUCCCCUGCUCGGGGGCCGGCUCCUCCAUCCCCUCUGCGGCUGUCUAAGCCUCGCCUUCCUAGCGGAGAGACUCUGCCCUCUCCGAGCAUGUCUCCAUUACAGUCUUCAAACGAGGGUGCGGCCCAUAGCUUACCGCAGCAUCACCACCUCCACUAUCAUCAUCGCCGACAGUCGUCCGCAACAUCCUCCGAUGUUGCUAAGCCGCCACUUUCACCGCGUUUGUCCUCGGUCAGCCAGCCUCAGCCCCGCCCCGCACCCACUUCCAUCAAGGAUUUCGAAGUCAUCAAGCCAAUCAGCAAGGGGGCUUUUGGGAGUGUUUAUCUCGCGAAAAAGAAGAUUACCGGGGAGUAUUUCGCCAUCAAGGUUCUCAAGAAGGCGGAUAUGGUUGCAAAGAAUCAGGUGACAAAUGUGAAGGCGGAACGAGCCAUCAUGAUGUGGCAGGGGGAGAGCGACUUCGUCGCCAAGUUGUAUUGGACGUUCUCCAGCAAAGACUAUCUUUAUCUGGUGAUGGAAUAUUUGAACGGCGGGGACUGCGCUUCUCUCGUCAAGGUCCUUGGAGGACUUCCCGAAGAUUGGGCAAAGAAAUACAUCGCCGAAGUUGUUCUGGGGGUUGAACAUCUCCACAGCCGAGGAAUAGUCCAUCGUGAUCUCAAGCCCGAUAAUCUCCUCAUCGAUCAGAAAGGACACCUCAAACUGACCGACUUUGGACUGUCUCGGAUGGGUCUCGUUGGUCGUCAGAAACGCGUGUUGAAGAAUCCCAACGAACCUGCCCCUGAUCUUCUCAAGCAGGGCCAGUUUCCCAAGGGCACGUCCCUCGCCUCGUCGCGCUCUGCAUCCUUCGAUCUUCAGGGCGGUCAGUCACCUAGCUCGACCCCUAUCAUCACCCCGGACACUGCGGGGAGCUACAACCAACCUUCGUACUUCAGUCUCAACCAGCCCACUUCCGGCCGUGAAAACUCGAGACGCGCAUCUGGGUACCGGAGUGACAGUGGGGGUAGCGAUACUUUGAAUGCCAUGUUUCGGAAUUUCUCCCUCAACGAAGGAGGCGAAACCCCAGCACCCUUGUCCCUGGCGCCGCGGAGCAGUACGGCAGAAGAGGAAGCCCCAAGCGAAGGAGGCGACUCUCCCCACCUUGUGCCAUUACAUCAGACUAUCAGUCACUCUUCCACUCAAUACGGCACCCCGCCCCAGCAGUCGAUGCUGCCUCCUCCGAUGGCGUUGUUCGACCCCGAAGACAAUAACAGACGAUUCGUUGGUACGCCUGAUUAUCUUGCUCCUGAGACGAUCAAUGGCUCGGGACAGGACGAGAUGAGCGAUUGGUGGUCAUUGGGUUGUAUCCUAUUUGAAUUUCUGUACGGAUAUCCUCCUUUCAACGCCGACACCCCAGAUGAGGUCUUCGAUAAUAUCUUGAACAGACGAAUCAACUGGCCUGAAGGUGCUGAAGAGAUGGUUUCUCCCGAAGCGAUCGACUUGAUGAACAAGCUGAUGACGAUCGAUCCUGAAAAACGCCUUGGCGCCAAUGCUGAGGAGAAAUUUCCCAAUGGAGGAGCUGAGAUCCGCAGCCAUCCAUGGUUUGCGGACAUCAACUGGGAUACCUUGCUGGAAGACCAGGCGCAGUUCGUGCCGAACACUGAGAAUCCUGAAGAUACCGAAUAUUUCGAUGCUCGUGGCGCAACGCUUCAAUCGUUUCAGGAAGAUCUUGAGGAUCAGUUGUCCCCUCAAUAUCCGAUGUCGACAGGGGACUAUCCAGACCGUCCACAUGACGCGCUCUCCAAGGUCCGUUCUCAGGUGAAUUCCCUCAAGCGGGGGCUGAUGCCAUUGCACAUACCCCCCCAUGUCCGGGAUUCACGCAGCAGACGGCUGAGCGAGCCCGUCUUAGCUGAUGAUUUUGGAAAUUUCAACUUCAAGAAUCUCCCCAUGUUGGAAAAAGCCAACAAGGACGUUAUCCAGCGGUUGCGACAGGAAGCUAUGCAAGCGCAACAAAGAGCCAUCACGUCGGCAGCUGCGCCAACGCCGCCGACGAGCUCAGGGCCUUCUCUGGAGGGCAGUCCUCUUCUUCCUAUACCGCUUCAACGCACCCUUUCUCAAAACAAGGGCAACAAUCGACCGGCUUCGCCAUCCAGCCUGAGUCAGGCAAACUCCUCAUCCCCGAGUCGGCCAUCGCAGCCAUCGUCGCCGUUGCUGGUGCAAUUCAGCACUGGGCAGAAUCACGAACGGAGAAAGACGUCUGGCUCUUCUUCGACACAGUCUCACCAGUCUAGUGGACCUAUACCCACGGAAAAAGCUGGUGAUCCUUCUCGCAUGACGACGAGCAUCAAACUCGCAUCCUCGGCACCAUCUCCAAAUAAGCCCGCUAGAGUUCCGGCACAGUCCCCGGACAGCAAAACAGCCUCUGGCAAUCGUCAGGGCGGGGUCACAACGCGUGCGAGGUCCCAGACCAUUGGCUCUCAGGAGAGUGACGUGCAGAGUGUGAAGGAGCCAUACAUUCCAGGUCACCAUAAACGCCGAAGCCAGUUGUUCGACAUAUCUCCGUCGUCUUCUGACAACGAAGAUCCCCGCACAAAGGCCCUUCUCAAGGUGCAGAGGCGGCGUCAAAGUUCUCGACGGCUUUCUCAAAUCAAUAUGCCAGAAGGCCCGUUCUUCCGGCCGCUUGAUGUUCUCAUCUGUGAAGAUCAUCCAGUUUCGAGGAUCGUGAUGGAACGACUCUUCGAGAAGCUCCGUUGUCGUACGAUAACUGCGGUCAACGGGUCCGAGGCGAUCCGGUACGCUUUGAGUGAGGUCCAGUUUGAUAUUAUCAUGACCGAAUUCAGACUCCCUCAGAUCAACGGGGCGGACGUGGCACGGAUGGUGCGGGAGACAAGAAGUGCCAACAAGCACACUCCCAUCAUCGCCGUCACUGGUUAUCUCAAGGACCUCCCGGAGACUCACUAUUUCGAUGCGCUCAUUGAGAAGCCUCCCACUCUGACCAAGCUGAUCGACGCGCUGGGCAAAUUCUGUCAAUGGAAGCCUCCGUCGAAGGACGACAUUCCGCCGCAGCCUCUGUCGAUACCUCCAUCGGUGGUGCGCCAAGCACUUGGACGUGCUGAGGACAGUCCCAGUUCGACAUCAUCAGGCUUCCCGCAGAUGCCGUCCAGCUCUUAUCGGGGCUCCAGUCGUGAAGAUUCCAUCGGAAGCAGUUACUUUACCGAUGUGGACUCUGUCAAGCCGGAGGAGGUUCCUGUCAUCAUCAGUCGCCAUACUGACGAAUGGGGCACUAGUCCAGGAGGAUUGGGGAUCUCAGAAGACGCAGCGGCCGCGGCUGGGGUUGCUGAUCCGAAAGCCAAUCCUAGUCCCAUCACUUUGCCUCAGUUACAGCACACAGUUUCGGCGCCGCCUACUUCUGGCGUUCCUGGACUGGUCACACCCCGCAAGCAACGGUCCAGCGAAGCCAUCCGUACCAAGCGAGAGUCCCUGGAGAAGAGGCUGCACGAAUGUGCGGAGUCUGGGGACGAUGAAGAUGAGGAGCUCGGGAGCCUCCAACUGCGAAUCCGUAGUUCGCAGACGACGAAGGGGCCUCGGUCGAGUUCGAAGCUGGGCACUGAAAUGAUGAGGACUAAUAGUCGCGGAAGUGUCGUCAGCGGCAGCGAGGAGCUGCUCAAGAAAGAGAAGGAGUCGACAGACCAAAGCGUGACUGCUGACAACGCGGGAGAGACUGGCGGUACAAGCACUUCCGAGAUUGAACAAAAGCUGGAAGCGCUUCAGAUCCCGGACGAGAACAUUUCUCCCGGCGAGACGAAACAAGAUGAUGACGGACCUGGACCAUUGGAGGUACCUGAAUCAACCCAGCCUCAGCUUGAACAUCCGGAGUGUCCGGCUCCUUUGCCUUUGGACCAGGAGACGGAUAUUCAGUCUCCGACCGAUCCUCAGCAGACUGUUGUCCCUGCAUUGAAGACUCCUGAAAUCACGACACCGUCUCCUAAAGAUAGCGGUCCAGUCGAAGACGUAGUCGAACCGUCUGCCGCGCAACCUAGCGAGGCCGAUUAUUCUCCCGGCAUUACAGAGCGUGCCGAGAACGAGAACGAGAACGACCUGCUGGCGGCUGAAGACGAGAAUGGUGACGCGGACGCCACUCCCAAGCCCGCGCCGACCUCUACCACGCCAUCGUCUUCCGCCGAGAUGGACGAUGAGUCGACGCCGCGCCCGAUGGAAAAGGGACGCGAGCGCGCAGCAGAGUACCGGUCGACAAUCUUUCCUUGGAGGAUGCGAUAG